CACAGGUGUGCAGGCCUCCAGUCAUCUCGCUGUCGUGGAGUGGACUGACCGUUAGUGUGAUACGUCACAUACAUCAGCAUACUGCACACCGACCAGCUGUCAACCACUACUGCUCUCUACAUCAAGACACUCACGUACAUGUAUGUCCUGCAUGCUUAGCUCUGCCCAUCCAGGCCCGCCAUUUUGUAACCAUGACUACUGUGACAACCAUGACAACCAGCAGACAGCUUUCCACAAGACUGCUGUGUUCACUGGCUGUAAAGACAGUGACUAGCAUCAGACCACGACAGCCAUUUGCCGUUGGUGUCCAUUACCCGUACAAAUGGGUUGACUGAGAAAACCCGAGGACAAGUAGUUGACUAGGCGCCUGAGUAAAGUCAGACUCGUGGAGAAGUUAUAGUGAACAGAUGGAAACAUCGCCAUUAGUCGCCUUAGCAACCAUAGUCGGGUAGGCAGCCUGACAAACAUCAACAAUCGCUUAAUUCCAUGAUCGCAGCUGUUGCCUUAUAAAGAUACUGAGGGCAAGAAUGUGAAUGUUGUUCACUGUCCAUCAGCAUGGCCCCCCUACUUUUCUCGGCCCCAAGUCGAGUUUAUCCCUACGUCACUGCGUGCAACGUGUCUUUGGCGUACGUCCACCCGGACAUUCCACCCGCUCCUGUCUCUCUCAUGGGUCAGUUACUGUCGAGGGUCAGCUGCUUGUCUUGUCGUCCUCACGCGGGUCAAGGAGAGGAGACGAGGGGGUGGAGGUACCGCCAACAGGUCACCCCAUCCCAAUCCCCCUUCGGUCUGACAAUCAGUCGUGAGGUGUGUGUGGCGGGUGUCCCUGGUGAUGUCGCCGUCUGCCUGUCACGACACGUCGCGGUGGCCCCUGCAGUGACCGGUCCUGACUACCUUCCAAUCGAUCCCCCCUCUCCUGGGAGGAAAGAGGUGUUUACUGCUGUUUACCUGCUGUUUACCUGCUGUUUACCUGCUGUUUGCCUGGUGCUGCUGAAGGGCUCGCCACUUUAGAAAAUAAAAGACAUUCAGGUACCGCUGUGCGGGGUGGAUUGGGUCGUUAGAACGCUUGGCUUGUCCGUGCUACACGGAGGAUUAAGGGAAAGGCCCUUGAUUCACAUCCCCUGCAGGGUCGACAUGUUUCUGUGAAAAUGAAGCUUGGUGACAGGGCCGCGCGCUUGUCUCCAGACUCACCGGGCUCCUCUCUUUUUCACCUCCACCCACCCCAACCCCCACAGACUCAACGGACGACACAAAACACGGAUGACACGUCACAUAACUAGCCAUGACAUGUCACACACACCGACAUCAACAGCAGCGCCUGAAGGCAAAGAUUUGGUCGUGUGAGUGGUGAUGGUAGUGGCGGUGCCAUACACAGCCUCAGUAUCAUGCCAGAUCUAGAUACAGAGAUAGAUAUAUCUACAUAGUGUGACGAACGAUAUCAGCAGUGACGGCAAACGAGCGAACAUGUGACGUGACCUCGACUGUCGUACGUCACGUGGUGCACGUAGUGCCAGAGGCAAGACGACUUCCUGCCGGCAUUAGCCUCGUGUAGAUGCACAGGUGAAACUGCGGUGUGACAGAAAUCUCACUCAACCAUGAAGCUCACGAAGCAAAUCAACGGAAUUAAAAUAUACCUGGAGGGUGCACAAAGUGCUGCAAGCAGCGAAGGCGACCACCCUGCAGCUGAUGGUCGGGUGGGGAGGCAAAUCGCGCUCGCGGAUAAAGAACAGACAACUCCUGCGCCCUCGCCACCCGAUGUAGCAGACGCACCGGCAACAAGCGAACACGCGGACCAGACCACAGACUCACACCCGGCUGACGACACACAAGCUGCUAAUGAAGACAUGGGUACACCCAAACAGCAGCUACCACCCACAGACCACCAGGAGGCUUGCUGCCGAUAUCGGUGGUCGAAGGUGGUGCCCACGGCCAGUGCAAGGGUCAUCUUCUUCUCGUCUGCCAAGACAAAGGACCCUGUGUUCCUCAUCUGGUCGGAAGAGGGCUCUGCGUACUUCUCGGAGGAGAUGCGCGCGCCGUGCGGGGAGUUUACAGGUCACGUGAUCGUGGAGGGCAAGACGUAUCCGGUGGAGGAGUACAGCAUCCGCAGCUACACCUUCGAGGUUGACCUCUUCAUUAAGGACGAUGUCAUCGAUGAUGAAGUAGCAGCGAGCAGGAGUGUUGUGGAGGAGGCCAAACUUCAACAGCUGCAGCAGUGCAAGCCACCCAGCGUUGACAUCUACCAUGAUAUCACCACUUCUGCUCUCAUAGCUCACACAGCCAUGGAGGUCACUGUAGAUGGAGAUGAAGCUGGCAUCAAACAUAACACUAGAUAUGAAGAUCUGAUCAUGCAACAAAAAAGUGCCCUGGACACCAGUCUGGAAAAGGAACUUGCCGUGCUGCACAAGUCUGACUUCUCCCAGAACAGCACCAGCACCAAGCGCCUUACACCUGUUGGAGACAUCGACAAGGAACUGUAUCAUGAUGAGUUUAGUUCCACACUCGACAGGAGUGGCAGUCUGUUUGAAAGAGAACAUUCUGUACACAGCUCUGCUCGCCACAGUCCCCACAAGUCCUACCUUACAGAGUUUCAGCAGGAGUAUGAGGCUGACAAGUUGCUGACUAAAUCAGACCGCAGCUCUAGUCGACAGUCGCUGCUGGAUCCUUCUGUCAGUGGGGAUUUUGGAAUGAACCAUGGAUCCCCAGCCCAUGGAGGUGAAUCUUCUGGUCGAUCGGUGCCCAUGAGAGAUUUGCUUGGAGAUGAGUAUGUUGCAAGCCUUGAUCUUCAAAAGUCUCCAGCGAGAGUCACCAACAGUUUAGUGCAUCAAUCACCACUUGCCUCACGAUCAAGUUCUCAAAAUUCACGAACACGAACACCUGUGGAUUCUCGAGUAGAAGAUGUGUUGGGUGUUUCCACAUCUUCAUUGCUGAGACAAACACCAAUGCAUGAGGCUGUUGGAGAUGUUCUUGACAGCAAGACCAUUCCAGCCAGUCCAGUACGACCAUCCACCUCCAGUUCAGCCAGGCAAACCCCCGAGAGACAGCCAGGAUAUGCUUCUCAAGGCAGACAACCAUCUGAGAGAGACCAAGACUUGUCCUCUUCCAUUCUUCGAUCUUCAUAUUCCCCAACAAGGGGGAUGACUCAGUCAAGCACAGGUAUCCUGCAAGCUAGCCAGGAGCGAUUAUACACAGCCCAGAACCCUUCACCUUCUGGGGAUCGAUCUCGCCACAUCAGUCUGAGUAGCAGCCAUCCACCGAGCCAGUGUGGAAGCAGGACUCAGAGCCUGAACAGCCUCAGCAGCGAGCAAGAACUGUCACAGUUCUUUAACCACAGUGUUAGCAGUGAACCAAGAAGUACCCCUGACCUCUUUCCAGUGCAUACAGACGACCCCAUGACACUGCCUCCUGUCAUGCGAGGUAGAGAUUGGCCAUUUAGCCCUUCACAGUCCAGCCCCAGUGGUGUGGACAAACGAAGCUUUACUCCCAACACCCUACCUCAGCCUGCAAGUCAUGUGACUCAACAGGCGCCACCCUUUGCUGGAAGGACAUCUCGAGCAUCAGUGACAUCAUCAAGACCUAGCAGUCGAACUGUCACGCCAGUCCCUGGACUCCAGGAGAAUGGAGGUCGUGAGGUGGGUGGAGGUGUGCAAGAUGUUGGUAAAGUUCGGGAUCUGGAAGAAACUGUUGCCACAUUGCGGAAACUACUGAGCAACAGAGAGCAAGAAGCUCAUGAGUUAAUGGCUCAGAUUCGGGACCUGAGGGAGAUAAACAAUUGCCUCAAACAAGAUCUCGAGCAUGCGCGCAACCGACGGACACCUUAUGGCCAUGAAGAGCAGCUCGAGCGACAGUUGCAGCAAGUCAGAAGGGAGAAGGAGGUGUUGGCUGCUGAGGUCGUCAAGUUACAAGAAAGACUUGAGGACAGAGGCGUGACCAGCGGUGGAGCUGUAACGAGCCGAUCCAAUCGAAAAAUUGAUGACCUCGAGGCUCGUGUACGAGAACUGAAGGAAGCCAAUCAAUCAACUGUUGAGAAACUAAUGAAUGCAGAACUUCGUAUUAAAGAGCUGUUGAAAGAAAAAGAAAUUGAAAGCCUUCGAUCGUCAUCACAGCAUAUUCAUGGGCUGCAGAAUGACCGGGCAGGUAUCCAUGGAGACCGCCAGGUGCUCAUAGAAAUUCAGCAGUUGAAAGAAGAUAUCCGAACUUUGAGAGAACGGAACUACUACCUCCAGGAGGAGAAUCUGAAACUGAAAGAAAAGAAGGAAAAGUCACAUAAAGAAAAUCUACGUGUUAAUUUUUCAACAGAUACUCUGUUGCCACCUAAAGGUCACCUGACUUCUGGUCAUCGAUCUGAUGAAAAAUCUUUGACAGCACCAUCAAACAUACCUAAUGGUCACCUGUCAGACCACAGAGUAACUUUGACAGCAUCAUCAAACAUACCUAAGGGUCACCUGCCAGACCAUAGAGUAACCAUAUCAUCAAGACCAUUCAUACCCACAGCUGAAAAGUUUGCUUCUUUGCAUAGCCAGGAAGACCUGAAGAUGAGGGAGAGGAAAGCAGGUUUAGACAACUAUUUGCCUCCUAGUCGAGAACCAGCAAAGAGGCAGCCAGACGAGACUUAUGAGUCAGAUUAUAAAGCAGUAAAGUCAGCACCAUAUACCAACUCUAGAGAUGAGAGAAAAGCUUCGAGCACAGAUAUGCACAGCAGGUACAGAGAAUUCAGUGAUAGGACAGACCUUCAGAGACCUGAUUCCAGCAAAUAUGACAUGGUUCACACAGACAGGUCUCGACCAGACGGAGAGGUGUCUGAACGCAAGAUGUCCUCAAAGAGUGAUAAAUACUGGCAGCCUGGUGAGCAGCUUCGUUUCUCUAACCCUGAGAGGGACCACAAGGAUAACAAGGUGUGGAUGUCAGCUGAAAGACUUCGAAUCCUAGAAGAGGCAGAACUGGAUAGACAAAAGCGGGUCCUAGCUGCUGGAAGCCGAGGUCAAGCACCUUUGUCCUCAGAAGACCCUAUUAACACCCAAGAUAAUCAUAAAUGGAAAAAGGGGGAAAUAACCCUGUCAGAUGACAGUGACUCUACUGCUGUGCUGAUGUCGUACGAUGGUACAGCCAACCCUCUGUCAGGUCAACGGGAGAAAGUCAGGUCAUCGUACCGAGAGCACAGCAACUCCCAAGAAAUGUACUCGGAUCAAGCAUACUCUCGAGAUAAGGACAGCUACAAAGAUUACCGAGAUGUGCCCAGAUCAUACAAGGAGGUGAAUGGAGAUGACAGUGACACACCCACUGAAAUUCUUUUGAAUGCUGAGCCAGGCAUGACAUCAAGUCAACGACUACACCGACAUCGCAAGUCUUCUGUGGGGUCUGAAGGCUCUUUCUCUUCUCUCAGUGAUCCAGAGGAUAUGCUUCGACGUCGGUCUCGUUCUGUGGACACAAAAGGCAAACUGAGUAAUUCUAACUAUGGGCGGACAACUGCUCUCCGCCCAACAUCUAGCACAGAUAAUCUUGGGCCAGGGAAGUCAGUUCCAGUGUCAGCAGGUUUCCGCAGUGUAGUACCACAGCCACUGGCAACACAGCACAACAGAGGAGUACUGUUGCAGCAGCAGUCCACAGUCCCACAGGCAGCUCUUGCCAGCUCUUUCACUCAAGGCUUGCGUCCUUUUGCUCCAUCCUCACCUGCUGACAUUCGGCCUGAUGAUGUUGUCAAGUUUUCUCGGCAAGGAGGAAAGCUGAGUCAAGGAAUCGUCAAAUUUGUUGGGAAGUUGCCUGGCCGCAGUGAUGUUUACCUUGGGGUUGAACUGUAUAAGGAAGAAGGUAAACAUGAUGGAACGUUUGAAGGUGUCCGCUACUUUAAAUGUAAACAGAACAAGGGCGUCUUUGUGGCAUUCAAUAAGGUGGUGAUGGCCUGGGCUCCCAGCUGAAGGCUGCUUCACUAAAGUGUCAUUGGAGUUAAGUGUCAGGGUGGUGAUUCGCUUUGAGAUGGGUCGCCAUUAAGUGGUGACUAGAACAUACAUUUACUGCGACCAGUAGCCUUCAUGGAAUCUCCCACAGUUAGUCUUUUCAUAAAGAUCACACAGAGAAGCAAUGCUGUUUAAAGGGAUGUUACUGCUGUUAGAUAAUUCACAACUAUUUGUAUGUCUUGUAAAGUAGAUAAUUACAUUGGUUCUUGGCUUUUUUUAUUCAUGCGAUCAUUAACUACUUUAAAUUAGCUCUAGCCGCUGUGAAACAUGUCAACUUUUUUGACAAAAUUUACAAGAUGUCAUAGAUGAUGUAUUUUGUAGAAGUGUUUGAUAAUUUAAGACAUGUUUCUAACUGAAUGUACAUCAUGCCUGUCUCACAUGGGUUAUGUACAUGCAUGACAUUGUGCAGGUGUCGGGCUUUCUGUCCUGCAAUGGGAAUAACUGGAAAUAUCAAUGCUCUAAGUUCCCACAGGUAUUUUACGUGGACCUUAAUGAUGUCAUAGUUGACAGGUAUUUAGUUUUUACUUUUUUGUAUUACAUGAAGGUGAAAUUUUAGUGGGUCAGUUUUGGCCUGUGUGGUGUGUUCCACUUGUAAAGUAAAUAUUGUUUUGCAAUUUUAAAAUUCAGACUUGUCAUACCAAGUCCAUUAUCAGGCAUUGCUGGGGCUUUUCACAGCAACUGAAUGCUGGUUAUGUGACAAACACAAAAUCUCAUCUGUUUCCCAGGUAACCAGUUCCAUACAAAAAGUUGGAGUUGUCAUUCCUGAGUACUGCUGAUACCUAGAGUGUUUUUUGAAAUUGCUAUACUUUUUCAUUCCUACCUGUUCUUUCUUGUGACCAUUGACUGCUAACUCUUAUGUUGCAAAAAUGCUUUCUGCACAUUUUUAGUGGCCACCUAAGCAUUUAUUCAGGUGAUAUUGCUUAGAGUUGGCUUUGGAAAAUAAUUUUGUCAUAAACAAGCAAUGUUCCCACGUGCUAAACUAGGGUGAACACAGCACUUGAAAAUAAGUCUGUUUUCGCAGAUUAAAACAUUUCCAGCAUUUAAGACCAACAGUUAUGAAUCACAACACAAACAGCAGUCCUACUGUCAUCAGACGUUGCCUACAGAGUGUCGCUAUUUUAUUUGUUCAUGAAAAUAUGUCGAUUUACAACUCUUUAGUUUGUACUUUGGUAGAGAAAAUUGUCAUCUGUAGAGUUUAAGAACUAAUCAUUUUGUUGAUAAUAAUUGAAUUCUAAGCAUUUUUGCUGAGGUGAUCAUUCAGCUGAGUAGAUUUGUCCACAUUUCAUAGAAAAUAAAACUGACAAAUGAUUUAUGUUUUGUUUAUAAAUCCAGUUUCAUAAUUAAUAAUAUUUUUGUCUUUUUAAGCUCAAGACCUUUGAUCAUAAAGUGAUGAUAAAGCAUAUUAUAAAAUUUGUAUCACCAAGCACAAAUAUUUAGAUGUCGCUCUGUCACGUUUAAACCACGUGACAUUUAAAUGACUUUUUGCAUUAUACUUUUGUAAAGAAUGCUUUCUUUCAACUGGGACAUGGUACCAACAUCUUGUAAGAAUUCUCCAUAAUACCCUGACUGUCCCAUUCAGUCACUGGCAAUAGGCAGUAUUAAUCGUCCAUAUGUCUUCUGCUCAGUUUUGUGUUGUGUCUAAUAAAACAUAGUAUCUACUACAAAUGGAUAUUUUAGCUAGAUGCUUGUUGAUAUAGGAGUACACUAUAUACAUGUGUGUAUAUGAGAGAGCUGUUUUGUAAUGCUUCUCUUUAUCUUUAAUGUAAAUUCCAUCCUUUUUAUAUUUGUAAUGUUAUAUUUCAAUCCGUCCAAACUGUUUACAAUGUCCUGGGUGAAUCUGUUUCUAAAACUAAAAUUUUUUAAAAUUUAUUAAUAGGAGAUGAUCGAUUAAGUAUUUAUUUAUAGGAAGCAGUUGAUAGAAUUAUUGUUUAAAAUAAUUACCAAAGGAUAGGUGAUAUGCAUGUAGACCUGCAGCAGUGACCUUCCCUAAACUUGAAGUGUUUGUACUGAGAUCCAGACCCUGAAGGACAAGGGAGGCACUUAGAGCUGUGUUUGAAAUGUUCAAAUCUCUGUUUCCCUUUGCAUAAUGAGCCACUGGUGAAACAAGCAGCUGUCGUGUCACUGUCAUCUAAGCUUCUCAAUCUUCUGAUGUCAUCUUCUCAAAAUCAUUCAUUAGGAAUGAUGUAACAUUCUGGGGAGGAUGAGGGCUUGGGGGAGAAAGCAUGGAAUUAUUGUAGUUUACAUUUUUUCAGGAGUAAAUGUUUUUGAAUCUGUCAAUGAAACCCUGCAAAUUUGGGCCUGACGAGUUCCAUUGUGUCCCCUAACCUUGCUGACCACUCAUUACUUCUAGUCUUUUCAUCAAAUGUGUACGGCAUGGCCUUAUAAGCUGCUGUUUUCUCAUGGUCUUAUAAUACUUUAACAUCAGUGGAACAUUUGUGUGCCUUGUGGGGCUGUUAGGGCUUGUGUCAUGAAAAAGCAUCUCUGUGCUAAAACCUCAGCAAAUGUGAUAUUGACAAUAUUAAUGACGUUGACAAUCUUAACAUACUUUGCUCAGAGAGGACGAAGUCAAAGGAGGUAGAUUACUUUAAAAUAUUUUGUUGCUAGAUUUUGACAUUGGACACAAGGAAAGGUUUCUCCCAGCAACACAUAACGCCAAAAACAUGGAUCCUGUAGAGAAUACCUGGCACCAAUGUCCUCCACCAGGAAACUGCUGUGUUUUUGGCAUUAUGUGCUGCUACGGUCUGUGCUUGUGGAGGGAAAUUCCAGUUAGUUUGAUUUUGUUUAAUUUGUAUUUAGUGAACUUUUGCUUAGUGGGUGCACUAAAUGACAACUUUUUACUUUUUCCCUGCCACCAAAAUUUCUUUGUUUGAACACGAGGGCUUUGCAUGGUCAGAGACGAGGGCUUUGCAUUUUUUGUUUUAAGCCUAUCAAACCAUCCCACAAGAUAGUCUGCAAGGGAGAGAACCACAGCCAGUUACAGAGUGACGGUGUAACUCUCCAUUGUUAAAUAGUCUACGCUCAUCUGUGAUGAAAUGACUAAUUUGUUCAAAUUAUUAGCAGUAUUUCCAUGGUAAAUGUUGUUUAUCACUUAUUUAGUUUGUAAACUGCAUUUUAUUGUACUUUUUUACCUUUCUGCUGAAAAGGCUUUCCUGUGAUAUUUACUAUGAUAGUUUACUUUUUUUAUCUUCACCUACAUUUUCUUGCCUACUAAUUUACAUUUUAGAUUUCACUGUGGGGCAGAAUGCCAGUCACCAUUCAUAGUCUUGAUUUAGUGGGAGAACACCUGUUGACUGCAGCCACAGCUUGUGAUUUAUGUCAACCACAUCUGUGGCUGGUGACACACUUGCUGGCCAUGUGAUGACACACUUGCUGGCUGCGUGAUGACACACUUGCUGGCCGUGUGACAGUGUAGUUCCUUUAGCUUCUGGGCUUUAAUUAUUGUUCCUCAACUGUUGCUUGUAAGCGAGUACAUGUAAUUAUCUAGGUGUCCGUUGCUCAAGUUACCAGUGGCUUGCUCUGGAAAGACUCAGGGCUUCGCCCACAGUGCCUCCGCUGGCCUCAGCCUUACCAUCUGCUGUACUACUGAUGCUGUUAUGUUCAAACAUGCAACACCAGGAGUUUUGUGAAAAUGUCAUUUUACUGUAAUGAGUGUUAUAAUCAAUGUUUUAUUUAAUGACUUUCUGAACAAUGACAGACAAGUAAACUUAGUUAGAUGAGAA
Molecule: messenger RNA, 9667 nt
Organism: Pomacea canaliculata
Lineage: Eukaryota; Metazoa; Mollusca; Gastropoda; Architaenioglossa; Ampullariidae
Product: centrosome-associated protein 350-like
Exons: 15
Coding region: 1593-5909 (1438 amino acids)
Source: RefSeq, a predicted model, not a curated record